UUGGUCUUUUUGAUAUUUGUGUCCAAACUUGUAUGUCAUUUGUAUUUUUGCAAAUCUAGCUUUAAUAAAUGGUACUUGCUUAAGAUGAAACCCAAACAGGGUAAAAAGAAAAUAAAAGAAGAAAAAGGAAUAAUUAACAAGAAGACGACAUGAAGCACAGAGAUUCUGCAGACUGCAGGUGUGAACAACAUUAUUAAUAAAAACAUACCUACUACUCUCUCUACACUUUCAAUUUUGCAAUACAACCCUCUCUCUCUCUCUCUCUCUCUCUCUCUCUCUCUCUCUCUCUCUCUCUCUCUCUCUCUCUCUCUCUCUCUCUCUCUCUCUCUCUCUCUCUCUUCUCUUCAUCAGACCUCCUUCAUCAUCAGUUUUCUCUAUCUCUUCAUGACGACUAGGAUCCAUUUCACUGAGUCACAAUGGGAAGAGCUUGAAAAUCAAGCUCUUGUCUUCAAGUAUAUAGCGGCAAACAUUCCAGUUCCACCUCAUCUCCUAUUCCUCAUCAGAAGACCCUUUCUCUUCUCUUCUUCUGCUUACUCCUCAUCUCCCAACUUCUUUUCUCCACACUUUGGGUGGAAUGUGUACGAGAUGGGAAAGGAAAGAAAGAUAGACGCAGAGCCAGGAAGGUGCCGAAGAACUGAUGGAAAGAAAUGGAGAUGCUCUAAAGACGCUUCUCCAGAUUCUAAGUACUGUGAAAGACAUAUGCAUAGAGGCAAGAACCGUUCAUCAAGAAAGCCUCUGCCUCCUCCUCCUCAAUUUUAUGUUCCCUCUACACCAAGUAUCUUUCUAGACUUUUCUCUCUCUUCCUCCAGGGAAAAAAGUAAAAGAACUGGAUACAUGAAUGAUUUCUUCUCCAUAGAGCCUUCCGGGUCAAUCAAAAGCUGCUCUGGCUUAGCAAUGGAAGGGGACGGUGGCUCUUCUAAGUAUGAGUCUCUGAAACAAAGGGAGAAGCAGACUGAUCGAAGUUGCUUUAUCGUUGGCACUGAGUUAGGGACGCUUGAGAGGCCAUUAAUGCUUGUGGCGAAGCAAAAACAAAGAGAUGAUAAAGAUUAUGAAGAAGAAGAGCAACGGAGUAAGAGAUUUUAUAAAUUUCUUGAUGAAUGGCCUUCUUCUAAGUCUUCUGGAAGCACCUCACUCUUCAUUUGAUUAUGUUUUCAUUUAUGUUAACAUUGUUUCUUAUUUGGUUACUAAUGGAGAUUCUCUCACUUUUCUACUUUAUUAAGAGUUCUUUUCCCUUAUAUAGACCAAUAAUGAAUAAUAUUACCUUUGUAAUCUAGUGAUGCCAUUUCAUUUCAGUGUUAGAAUUAUUUUGCUGGCCUAAAACUGUUCGUAAAACACAACAAACAUGUUGCAAAAAAAUCAAGAACAACAUGUGAUUAUCUAAGGAAACAUUCUUGUUAAUAGUAUAUCUCACUAAGUAAAUUA
Molecule: messenger RNA, 1422 nt
Organism: Brassica napus (rape)
Lineage: Eukaryota; Viridiplantae; Streptophyta; Magnoliopsida; Brassicales; Brassicaceae
Product: growth-regulating factor 6
Exons: 3
Coding region: 385-1143 (252 amino acids)
Biological process (GO): developmental process; regulation of DNA-templated transcription; DNA-templated transcription
Cellular component (GO): nucleus
Molecular function (GO): ATP binding
Source: RefSeq, a predicted model, not a curated record